Hibiscus syriacus is the source of this 1576-nucleotide messenger RNA. Its product is annotated as endoglucanase 11-like. Gene Ontology annotation, molecular function: hydrolase activity, hydrolyzing O-glycosyl compounds. The transcript has 5 exons. The record is from RefSeq and is a predicted model, not a curated record. NCBI's taxonomy places the organism in Eukaryota, Viridiplantae, Streptophyta, Magnoliopsida, Malvales, Malvaceae. The coding region runs from base 47 to 1576 and encodes 509 amino acids. Gene Ontology annotation, biological process: carbohydrate metabolic process.
GCAGGUAAAGGAAAUAAUAUUUGAAGAAAAAGAAGCUCAAGCUCCAAUGGAGGACAAAAGGCAACACUUAAGUGAAAACAAGUUUCUUCUCCACUGGAGCUGUACUCUUCUGUUAUCUUUCUUGGCCAUAUCUCCUUCAACUCAAGCUUUUAACUACGGCGAAGCCCUUUCCAAAAGCCUCCUUUACUUCGAAUCCCAACGCUCCGGCCGCUUACCCCACAACCAAAGAGCCACCUGGCGCCACCAUUCCGGCCUCACCGAUGGCCUCGAGCAAGGGGUGGACCUGGUGGGAGGGUACUAUGAUGCCGGAGACAACGUGAAAUUUGGUCUGCCAAUGGCAUUCACCAUCACCAUGCUCUCGUGGGGUGUCAUUGAAUACGGCAACGAGAUCGCCGGUGCCGGAGAGUAUGCUCACGCUCUCGAGGCGAUCAAAUGGGGAACUGAUUACUUCAUCAAAGCUCAUACUCACCCAAACGUCUUAUGGGCUGAGGUGGGUGAUGGCGACACCGAUCAUUACUGUUGGCAGCGGCCGGAGGACAUGACCACAUCCCGGCAAGCCUACAAGGUGGACGAGAAGAACCCUGGAUCGGACGUUGCCGGAGAGACGGCUGCGGCAAUGGCGUCAGCCUCCAUCGUGUUUAGGAAAACAAACCCACAUUACUCUCACCUACUACUGCAUCAUGCACAACAGUUGUUUGAGUUAGGGGACAAGUUUAGAGGGAAGUAUGAUGAAAGUGUAAGAGUGGUGAAAGGGUACUAUCCGUCGGUGAGUGGGUUCAAAGAUGAGCUGUUGUGGGCAGCUUUGUGGCUAUACAAAGCCACCGACAAUGAGGCUUAUUUGAGUUAUGCUUUAGACAAGGCAAAUGAAUUUGGUGGGAUCACUUGGUCCAUGAACGAGUUCAGCUGGGAUGUCAAGUUUGCUGGUCUUCAGAUCAUUGCUUCAAUGUUGUUGGUGGAAGAAAAGCAUAGGAACCCGGCAUCCAAGCUUGUAUUAUUGGAACAAUAUCGUUCAAAGGCCGAGUACUAUUUGUGUGCUUGCCUUAACAAGAACAACGCGAGUAAUGUGAAACGCACACCAGGAGGUCUAUUGUACGUCCGACAAUGGAACAACAUGCAAUACGUAUCGAACGCGGCGUUUCUCCUAACCGUUUACUCUGAACAUCUCCGAGCGUCGAAGCUACUGUUGAGAUGCGACCGUGGCGAGUCGGGACCGGAAGAAGUUCUCGCGUUCGCAAAAUCCCAAGUCGAUUACAUCUUGGGAGGGAAUCCGAAGGCCACGAGUUACUUGGUCGGAUACGGUUCAAGGUACCCUCAAAGGAUGCACCAUAGAGGAGGAUCAAUUGAAUCUUAUAGCGAGAAGAAGGGAUUCAUAGGGUGCACUCAAGGGUAUGAUAAUUGGUUUCACAGAAAAGGACCAAAUCCUAACGUUGUUGUGGGGGCACUUGUAGGAGGGCCGAGCGAGGAGGAUGAAUUCAGGGAUGAUAGGAAGAAUUUCAUGCAAACCGAGGCUUGCACUUAUAAUACAGCAAGCCUUGUUGGGGUUUUGGCCAAAUUGCACUCAUUUUCUCAUAUGUAA